GUGUAAUUGUACAAAAAUGCUUAAGGGCAGAUAUGGUGAAAUGCGCCAUGUACGUCAGGUAGGUAAAUAAAUGAAUAAAAAGAAACUAUUCUGCCAUUUUUUCAUGUGAAUUUCGGGAAGGGAUUUAGAAUUUUGCUAGAAAUCUACAGUAUUUAUAGUAAGGUGCAAUGCUACAAAGAGUAUUAAUACUUGAAAUAAAUAUAGUGUACCGUACCCUAUCUCAUUGUGUAUGUAAUUUUGCUGCGACUGCAACCCUGAUUGUCAUUAGCAGCUCGAUUUGAUCGCCUCGUGUUCGUCAUCGGAGUAACAUUUUUGAUACUUUAUAUCAUAAAAAGAAGAACUAUUGAAAACAAAUUGUAAAAGAGUGUUAAUUAAGGUGAUAUUUUAUACGAUAAAAAUCAAAAGGUGUGCAUAUAUUGUGUAUUAAGAACAUUGAUAUUCAAUAUUUAGAUAUUGUAGACAGACACGCAAACAAAGUGAAAAAAAUCUUGUACGAACAUUAUCAAGAGAACUAUAAAAAAGCAUCUCAAAUUAUAGGAUUUAGUGAUAAAACUUGUAGAAAGUUUCCAAAAAUAUUUAAAUUGCGUAUAAAGGAAAAUACCAGCUAAUAUCUUCCGACAAUAACGGCUAUUCAAGAAUUUGUCGUCGAAGAAGGUUAAUAUAUUAUUUGAACAUCUGCAUUUUUAGCAGCAAUACUAUUGCUGCCGUGGAAGAUAAUCAACAUUGCUUACCAUGGCCGACGUAACUGACGCCAGUGGUGUUUUUGAUUUGGAGCUGCAUGAGGAGGAGAAUCCCCGCGAUUCAGAUGAUGACAGAAUCGAAUUGGACGAUGUCGACUUGGAACCGGAACUAAGCAUAAACAAUAUUCAAGAAGAAGUUGAAGGGCAGGAAACUAUACAGCUUUCGGAGGAAACUGUAAACCCUGGUAAAAUAAAGUUAGGCCCCAAAGAUUUUGAGCUAAAGAAGGUUCUUGGUAAAGGCGGCUAUGGCAAAGUAUUUCAGGUGCGUAGAACUGCUGGAAGAGAUGCAAACAAAUAUUUUGCCAUGAAAGUCCUUAAGAAGGCCUCAAUAGUAACAAACCAGAAGGAUACAGCCCAUACAAGAGCUGAGCGUAAUAUAUUGGAAGCAGUAAAGCAUCCUUUUAUUGUCGAGCUCGUUUAUGCCUUUCAAACUGACGGCAAAUUAUAUUUGAUUUUGGAGUAUUUAAGUGGUGGUGAACUAUUCAUACAUUUAGAACGUGAAGGCAUAUUUUUGGAGGAUACAACAUGUUUCUAUUUAAGUGAAAUUAUAUUAGCUUUGGGCCAUCUUCACAAAUUGGGCAUUAUUUAUCGUGAUUUGAAGCCAGAAAAUAUAUUAUUAGACGCACAAGGUCAUGUGAAAUUAACCGAUUUCGGUUUAUGCAAAGAGCAUAUUCAAGAGGGUAUAGUGACUCACACGUUUUGCGGAACAAUAGAAUAUAUGGCGCCUGAAAUAUUAACUCGUAAUGGCCAUGGCAAAGCUGUUGAUUGGUGGUCAUUGGGUGCACUAAUGUUUGAUAUGUUAACAGGCAUGCCUCCGUUCACUGCUGAAAAUCGUAAGAAAACCAUCGAGACGAUUCUUAAAGCUAAAUUAGUUUUACCUGCCUACCUCACACCCGAAGCUAGAGAUUUAGUACGUCGUUUAAUGAAACGUCAAGUGCCACAAAGACUGGGUAGUGGUCCAGAAGAUGCGGUCGCCGUACAGUCGCAUCCGUUCUUUAAGCAUGUGAAUUGGGACGAUGUUUUGGCUCGUCGACUGGAGCCUCCAAUCAAACCUAUUUUGCGAAGUGAAGACGAUGUCUCUCAGUUUGAUACCAAAUUUACAAGACAAAUACCGGUUGACUCUCCAGAUGAUACUACACUAAGCGAGAGUGCCAACUUAAUAUUUCAAGGUUUUACAUACGUAGCACCAUCUAUCCUAGAGGACAUGCAACGGGCGAAUCGCAUGCCAGCACGAUCCCCACGUCGUACACCAAGGCAACAUCACGAAGGAUCUUACCGUAUGCAAUUUCCACCGCAACGUGGCAUGUAUCCACGUGCAACGCCACCACAUUUGCAAGCCUUCCCGCCACGACCAUCACCCCAAGACGAAAUGAUGGAUGUACAGGGAGUGCCCAUAGUGUAGUUAAAAGCCGAAGGCAACGUCAAAUCAACCUUGGCGGUGGCCAAUGCAAGAGCUAAAACUAAAACAAAUACGCGGACAAAGAAAACUAAUAAUGAUGGUGGUAGAAAUACAAAGGAGGAGGAGAAUGAUGCGAACUAAACAAAAUAAAAUAAAACAUUUAAUAAAAUUUACUAUAUUUAAACUAUGAGCAGAGAAAAAUGGAAACUGAUUUUUAAACCACAUCAAAAAUAAAGAAGCAACUUAUGUUGCUUAUGAUUAUUUAUGCAAGAGACAACAACAAUAGCAAUCACAAAAGUCGUUGAAACAAAAGAAACAUUGUAAAGUAAGCAUAAGAUAUGACGCAGGAAAACUUAAUGAGGUUCAUUAAACGUAAAGAUGAGCAAAGUAAUGUAUAAAAAGUAAACUGCAUACGGGAGAUGCGAGGAGGCGGGUUAGCGAUCUCGUCGUCAUCAGCGCAGUUGGAAUUCAUUUGAGCGCAUGCGCAACAAAUAAAAAUAAUAGAUUUAAUAGUUUCUAUGAUAUCAAAUGAAGAAUAAUAAUAAUUAGUGGUUAAAAACAAAGGAAAAAAAGAAACAAAUUCAAAAGAAAGAAGUGAACAACAGCCAUUAUUAAGGUUAACAUUAUGAAAUCUAUUUACAUAUACACAUGCAUUAAUAGAUAUAAUUCAGUUGCAAGAUAAACAAAACGUCAACAAGUAAAUAAGUAAAAAUUCAAAUAUAUAUAAGUAAAAGAAUGUAAAAAAAAGAAGAAACAUAUAGUCAAACUUUCGUACACCGUCUUAAUUUUCGCCGCAUUACGCGUUGUUGCCGACCGGCGCGGAGUUUUACAUUUUGUAGUGAUUCCGCCUACUGUAUCAUCAAACGCUUUUUUAUUUUGCAUUUUUUAAGACAUGUACAUACCUACAACACAAUGCAAAAUAUUGGAAAAAAUUUAAAUAAAAGAGCCAACAACUCUUCUGUCCACACCAACACUAUUAGCUAUAUACAUAUGUACGUAUACUAGUUGCCUAAAACAGCGGAUAUAAUAAGUAUGUCCACAGACAAAUACGUAUAUGUACGAUGAUGGCAACUGCAGUAACAACAAAAAAAGCGGCAAUCUUGUAAUUUGGUGAAAAUUCGAGCGUUUAGAAUAAAUGUUCAGUCCACUUUACUUAGUUCAAUUUUGUUUAUAUAUGUAUUUGUAUAUUUUGAAAGAUAAUGUAAACAGUCAGUCAACAUAAUUAAUAAACUAAUAUUAAAAGAAUGAAUAAUAUAAGUAAAGAUUAAAGGAUAUAAUAUAAAUAGUAUGCUUUUAAUUGAGAUGUGAAGGUGCCACAAAAAUAAAAAAUUAAAUAAAAAACAAUACGAAAAAAAUUAAUUUAACAGCGGCUAAUUUGUAAAAAAAAAACAUAAACCUUAUUUAAGUAAAUAAAAAGAUUAUUUAAUAAAUAACAUUUACAACUUCUAUCAAGUUGGUCAUGCCAGUAACUGCAUACUGCAUCGGAACAUAUAGUAAUAGUGAAUAUGUAUGUAUAUCGAAUUUUCAUGUUCGAAAUGCAUUAUACGUGUAUAUUCGCUAAAAUUAAUUUGCGUGGAUAAAAAUGGUUCAUAUUAACAUAAGGAUUUAUAUUUUCAAAACAGCGUAUAAAAAAAAUUUGCGAUUUUAAACGACGCUGCGUUGUAAAUUUCCAAGCAAUUUUAGAAUCAAAAUAAUUUAUUAUUGAAAUUUAAGUUGAGCUCAAUAAAAAUUUGAGCUUCUUUGGUUACUAUCACAAAAUAUAAAAUUGAUUUAUUGCAUAAUUAAUAUUUGAGUAAAAGUUUAAAAUAACAAAAGAAAAUUUUACUUUAAAUCUUAUUUUAUUAUGUAAAAGUUUUCAAAAUAUAUGUACAUACAUAGCUUCAAAAUAUAUUAUACUCUACUUAAUAAAAUGGUUUCAAGAUUUCAUUAUGACUUUUUAAAUUAAGAAAAUAUACAUGUAUACAUGCGUAGAAUGCAUACAUGUUAGCCUCUUGAAAGUGUCAUAACUCAAAAUUAUUAUUCAUAUUAUGUUAUUGUAUAAAUAAUACUUUGAUUCCUCGCAACAAUAAAAUGGAAGAAUAAAACAUAAUUAUUAAAAUAUAUU
Ceratitis capitata (Mediterranean fruit fly) is the source of this 4243-nucleotide messenger RNA. RefSeq names its product ribosomal protein S6 kinase beta-2 (gene S6k). NCBI's taxonomy places the organism in Eukaryota, Metazoa, Arthropoda, Insecta, Diptera, Tephritidae. The transcript has 10 exons. Gene Ontology annotation, biological process: protein phosphorylation; signal transduction. Bases 733 to 2142 code for a protein of 469 amino acids. The record is from RefSeq and is a predicted model, not a curated record. Gene Ontology annotation, molecular function: ATP binding; protein serine/threonine kinase activity.